Messenger RNA from Alosa alosa (allis shad), 2061 nucleotides. RefSeq names its product claudin-3-like. The record is from RefSeq and is a predicted model, not a curated record. Lineage: Eukaryota; Metazoa; Chordata; Actinopteri; Clupeiformes; Clupeidae. Bases 168 to 815 code for a protein of 215 amino acids. The transcript has a single exon. Gene Ontology annotation, molecular function: structural molecule activity. Gene Ontology annotation, biological process: bicellular tight junction assembly; cell adhesion. Gene Ontology annotation, cellular component: bicellular tight junction; plasma membrane.
CACCCUGACGACAGGUACCUCUGCAACCGGAGCACACUCACCUGCACGCCUGCCAUUAUUUGCUGCUUCUGUGGUUCACACUGGUAACAUCCCUAUUGUUGGAACAUAGUCUAAAAUCUACUGGGCUUUAGGAGCAUCUUGGGGGAAGACACAGCUGAGGAGGCAUCAUGUCGAUGGGAUUGGAGAUCGGAGGCAUUGCUCUGGGUGUCAUCGGAUGGAUCAUCGCCAUCGUGUGCUGCGCCCUGCCUAUGUGGAGGGUUUCUGCGUUCAUCGGGGCCAACAUCGUGACAGCGCAGACCAUCUGGGAGGGCCUGUGGAUGAACUGCGUGGUGCAGAGCACAGGCCAGAUGCAGUGCAAGGUCUACGACUCCAUGCUGGCGCUGGGCUCCGACUUGCAGGCGGCGCGCGCCAUGACCAUCAUCUCCAUUAUCCUCGGUGUCCUCGGACUGCUCAUCUCCAUCAUGGGCGCCAAGUGCACCAACUGCAUUGAGGACGAGGCCUCCAAGGCCAAGACCAUGAUCGUCUCCGGCAUCUUGUUCAUCAUCGCUGGCAUCCUGAUGCUCAUCCCCGUGUCGUGGUCGGCCGACCGCACCAUCAAGGACUUCUACAACCCUCUGGUGCCUGCUAGCACGCUCCGAGAGCUGGGUGCUGCCCUCUACAUUGGCUGGGCAGCAGCAGCACUUCUGAUUUUUGGCGGUGCAAUGCUGUGCUGCACCUGCCCUCCGCGAGAGAGGAGGUACAAGGCCCCGAAAAUGGCCUACACCAACCCCAACUCAGCAAGCGUGGCUGGGUACGACAGGAAGGAUUAUGUCUGAAAAACCAAACGUCUCACACAUCUGUUUAACUUCACAAAUACCAUACCAUACACAAGACAAAUACCAUACAAUUCUGAGGUCUGUAAAAUUUGUAUUUGUAACCCAUUCAUUGAUAAAUCAAUACUUUAUGUUAAUGUUUCUAUUAAGUAAUUCAAGUAAUUGUGAAAAACUGUUGAAAUUAAUGUGUAUUUUCAAGUGAACGUGUCCUUUGUCUUAAACAUACUGUUAAAUAGGAGUGGUGUGUUUUACAUAUAUUUGUUUAGGAAAAUCCUGACCUGGAAAAGACUCAAAACAAAACCCAAACAUCUCACAGAUACUGUUUGGUCUAUUCAUUUUUACUAGGAAUUGAAAAACGUCAAGGUUGCCGUGGUGAUUAUUUAUAAGUAAUUAAUGUCAACAAAUGUCAAGAUUAGAUCAAACCAUUUAACUCUGCUACAUCUUAAAAUUAUAGACACACAUAAUAUUCAUUUUAUAACUUAUUACUUUUAUUUAUAUAAUGUUCUAGUAUAUCCAUUUAAAAUGUCUAUAACGAUAAUGCAUUGAUCCUUAUACAUUCAUGAACUGAUUAAAACAGAGGGCAAAGAGACCCAUCUAAAUUCAAAUUUUAGAAAUGUAUAUACAUUGGUCACUCACUAUUUUCAUUUGUUACUGUGUGUUACUUUGUUUUAUAGAAAUUUGUACUUAUGUGCAAAUAAAUGCCUACAUUUAAGAUAAGUUUUAUUCCUGAGGGCACAUAUUCUUAUUUAUCCAUUAUGGUUUAAGUCCUGUGACUUGACGUGUUGCUCACUUUAGCACACAAAACUGUCCAAUGUUUGCCAGAGGAGGUGGCCAUCACAGAGAGUGCCUUUGCAUUGUCACUGUGGAAGCCAAGAAGGAAGCACAGACAACAAAAAUACAGAACUCAGUGCUCAUCACAGGCCAACACCGGGUCAGAUUACUCAACAUUCAUUAUAUUUAUCGUCUUAGUGGCCAAAUGCAACGUCAAUGUGUAGACCAAAUGUAUUUUUUAACACAACAUAUGUUAAUUGAUUCUGAUAAAUAGCCUUUUGUGUUUCAGAAAAACACAUUUCAACAUUUCAUCAUGGUUUGUCCAAAGCGACCAAUAUGUGUUUAUUGCCUGGCUGUUUUUUUUUUAAUUAUUAUUUUGGAACUGAAACUAAAAAAGGACUUUACCUUGUACAUAUGGGUGUGAUAAAUAUUUUACUUGAUGAAUUAAAUGAAUAAAGACAAUUGAUCAAUUUUGUGA